UUUUAAAACCGUAGUUUGAUGCUCUUCUCACAACAGAAGACAUACUAGGUACCUCACAGGAAGAUUGAGGGACUCUGACAGAUAGGAGAAGAAGAAUGAAUUCUACUGAAGACAUUGAAAAUAUUAACAUCCUGACUCAGUACUUGAACGGAUUUGUAAUCUCAAAGACUGUUUUUACUGCCUGUGAGAUGGGAGUAUUUGAUCUGUUGCUAGGAUCAAAAGAACUCUUGAGCUCAAAAAUGAUCUCUGAUAGGUUGAAUUCCAGCCUCAAAGGAAUGGAGAAAUUGUUGGAUGCUUGUGUGGCUUUAAAGCUCCUGAAAGUGGAGAGGAAAAAUACCCAAGUUCUUUAUGGAAACACGGACCUUUCCAAUCUCUACCUUGCUAAAUCAAGCCCAAAGUCUCAAUAUUAUUAUAUGAUGUUCUUCUCUGAAAGUCUCUAUUCAAAGUUCCAUUACUUGGCAGAUGCUGUGAGGGAAGGAAAAUGGCAGCGUGAGAAAUUUGAUAAUUCACCAAAAAAUAUAUUUGAGGAAUUGUACAGCUCAAAAGAAAAUAUUAAAAAAAUCAUGCUUGCCAUGAAUGCCAGUUGCAGUCUGUGUGGAAGAGAUGUGAUGACUGCAUUUGAUCUGUCUCAUUUCCCACUCAUUUGUGAUGUAGGAGGAUGUGGUGGUGCCUUGGCUAAGGAGUGUAUUUCAUUGUACCCAAAUUCUACCAUCACUAUCUUAGACCUACCAGAAGUGGUGAAAAUUGCAAAGAAAGAUUUUGUAUCUGCAGAAGAGCAUCGGAUUAAUUUCUGUGCAGUGGAUUUUUUUAAAGAUCCUGUUCCAGAAGCCGAUUUAUACAUUUUGGCUCGGAUCCUCCUUGACUGGGAUGAUGAGAGUUGCAUGGAGCUACUAACCAAAGUGCACAAGGCCUGCAAACCCGGUGGUGGAGUGUUAAUCUCUGAAAUAGUACUCAAUGAAGACAGAAGUGGCCCAAUAGAAGCCCACUUUGCGUCAAUGCUCUUACUGUUUUAUUUUGAAGGGAAAAUACGGACCCCAUCAGAGCUUAGCAGGCUCCUCUCUGCAACUGGCUUCAAGGAGAUACAAAUGAAGAAAACACAAAGCCAGUACAAUGUCAUUUUAGCAAGAAAAUAAUGUUGUUAGCUUUUAAUUCUUUUUCAGUGCCUAAAGGGACCUACAGUAUGAACAUAUAUCAUAUUCUGACCAUGUAUUUAGCUUAUUAUAAUCUGGACUAUGGAUGUGGAGUUAUUUUUGACUUAAAAAACCCCCAAUAACCUGGCAUAUGCUCCCCCCACCCCAUGUUUCUGGUGGAAACAGAUGGAUGCAUGGCCUUGCUACUGAUUGUACUAAUCUCACACUAUGUAAUCCGCCUUGAGUCUCAGUGAGAAAGGUGGACAAUACAUAAAUAAAUAAA
Eublepharis macularius is the source of this 1413-nucleotide messenger RNA. Its product is annotated as acetylserotonin O-methyltransferase-like. Lineage: Eukaryota; Metazoa; Chordata; Lepidosauria; Squamata; Eublepharidae. The transcript is spliced from 9 exons. Gene Ontology annotation, molecular function: acetylserotonin O-methyltransferase activity. Gene Ontology annotation, biological process: melatonin biosynthetic process; methylation. The record is from RefSeq and is a predicted model, not a curated record. Bases 96 to 1133 code for a protein of 345 amino acids.